AUGGAAAUGCUGGGGAGGCGAUCAAGCUACGCCCUCAUCAGUCAGGACCCUGACGACCAGCCCCCCCAAUUCUCCGAUUCGCUUUCCUCCUCCGACCGGUCUCGCUUCCCUCUUCCCAGGCCUUCCGCGGGACAUCCCGGGGCCGGGGGUAGCUUCGACUGGUUCUUCCAUCCCGAAGCGCGGACGAUGCCGAUUCAGCGGCAGUCCAGCGGAAGCAGCUACGGAGAGAGCUCGCUGUCCGGGGAUUACUAUCUCCCCACCAUCACCGUGCCCGCCGCCGAUCUCGAUGCGGCGCACUACAACCCGGUGGGGGGUCUUGCGGUGGAGUCGAGUGCGAAGGCGUUGUCGUUGACCAAGAGCUGGGCGCAGCAAGCGGAGGAGGCGUACCAGCUGCAGUUGGCUGUUGCGCUGCGGCUCUGUACCGAGGCCACUUGCGCCGACGAUCCCCGUUUCCUCGACCCUGGCGAGUCCGCUCUCCCGCAGAACCCGGCAUCGGCGGUUUCCAUAUCUCACCGGUUCUGGGUACGUGUACCCAUCUCUCCUACUCUUGGAUAAUUCAAGAAAAUUGCUUCCUUUUAGAUCCUUCUAUACCCCGACUCAAACGACCAUAUUAGCUGUCGAUAAGCGAAACGACAGACCCCUGUGGAGUUUCAUCCCCGUGGAAAGAUCCACGGAGGAAUGGACUAUAUUUGAACGUUAUCUCUGCACGGGUGUCCAUCGAUGCAUGCCGCUCUCUGCAAGAAUAGUCGCGAUUGCUUCAACUAUUUCGUCAGGGCCAGGCAGUAUCCUCGCUGCAAGUCUACGAUCGAUCCACCGGACAAAGAAGAGAGAAAUUUUAGUGUCUUGCAUGCGUAAAUACUGGAGAAGUCUGCGUCCCACUUCAUGCAGUUGUGCUUAUGCUGACGCACGUGUAGUCGUCUAUACCAUCUGCAUUCAUAAUUCAGCUCGUCUUGUCUUACGAGUGUUUCAGUCGGUGCUUACAACUUAUUAAGACUUGCGACUUCACUCAUGCCUCAACAAAGGCUGUACACUGGCUCUCAUCCAACGAACGUCUGCUUCUGCAUCAUUAUAAGUAUGCAUUCAAAACUGUUCCUUGUUCUUUUUUGCCAGGUCAAUGGGUGCUUGUCUUUCUAUGAUCGGAUUCCAGAUGGGUUUUACCUGAUUCAAGGAAUGAGUCCACAUGUAUGGACUCUAUGUACCGAUGUGCGUGAAGACAGUCGAAUCCCUUCAAUUCAGCUACUGAAGAAUAUGAGCCCGAAUGAUUCAUCCGUCGAGGUGGUUGUGAUAGAUAAACAGAAUGAUUCUGAUUUAAGGAAGCUUCAGGAAGUGAUAUCUGACAUUUCUUGUGCAUGCAAUACCACAAAAGAUGUGGCAAGUCAGCUCGCUGAGCUGGUCUGCAGUCGGUUGGGGUAUGUUCUCUUGGUGUUUCUUUGUACGGACUGUUUGGAGCAUCAUGUAGUAGUCCCUCGUGCUAACUAUUAAAGUCUUAUUCUUAUCUCAAGGGGCGCUGCUUCUAGUGAAGAUGAUGGCUUGGCCCUUCGGUGGAAAGUUUGCAGUGACACUCUCAAGGCGCAGUUAACGUCUGUUGUUCUCCCAUUGGGGAGAUUAUCCGUGGGUCUAUGCUGUCAUCGUGCUUUGCUCUUCAAGGUAAAUUUAAAAAUCUCUUCUUAUACAUUUCAAAGGCAUUCUUUAUUUUGUUGACAAUUGUCAAGUUUUCACUAAAAGAUUUAGUUAAUUCUCCGAAAGUCCAAGCGUGGAAUUUAGAUCGCCACUGACAAUGGAACUUUAUUCUCUUUGAUCGAUGGUUAAAUAUUUGCUAAAAUUAUUCACAUUUCUUGAAUAAAGUAUGAAUUUCAUUUUGGCUUUCUUCUUCUUUGAUCUUUCGUAACUUGUGUUCUGCUUUGUUUUGACAGAUUCUCGCAGACUCAAUUGACUUGCCAUGCAGAAUUGCCAAAGGCUGUAAAUAUUGCAAGACGGAUCAUGCUUCCUCCUGUCUAGUGAGAUUUAGUCAGGAACGGUAUACAAAACAACCUUUGAUCCUUAUUCAUCUGUUCUUGGUCCUAUUGGCUAGUGGCGAGUAUCUUAUUUUAGACUUCCACAUGCUUAUAUGGUUUACUUAUGACAAUUAUUCGAUGAGCAUCAGUUAAAAAAAGAAUCCAGUUGUUUAGCUUUCUGAACUAUCAUAAUACGCUGUAACAUCAGGAAUAUGUCCAUACCUUAGAUCUUCAAAUGUUUCUGUGAAUUGGUUCUGGACUUCUAGCUUGAACAUAUUUUAAUGGGAAUACAGUUCACAAUGAUACUCAAUCAGUCUUCGAUAUUCGCCAAAAUUGAGAUAAUUUAUGUUUCAUUUGGCUCUUUCGUGAAUAUCAGCCCUAUGGACGAUAAUGUAAUCCCUUUUGCUUGCAGUAGUAUGUUGGGUUAUAUUUAAGGCCGUCACCUCCUUUGAUUAGUUUAAGCUUCGGGAUAAAAAAUGGCCGUAUGGACGAUAAACCUAGUCUCUCUGAAGUUUCCUCAGUUAUUUUUUUGCGGUUCGCACUUCUUGUUUAUUUGAUCAUAAAGUUUUUAAAAUCUAUGGAUCCUUCACUUAAGCUAGCAGAUAGGCCCAUGAGAAAAAGCUGAAGAUGAUAAUCUGAAUGAUUAACAUCUGAUAAAAAGACGCGUUUCAAUUGAUAUGACAUAUUUGAUUGAUAUUUGUGAGAUAAGGUCCUACAGGCUGUCCACAUGUUAGGGAUUGUGUGCUCUAGUGCACAGGUUUGAUAUGGUUCUUCCAAACUAUAGUGUCCUGGGAAAAUGGGUAGAACCUGCCCAAUUGUUUUCUAUUGUCCUUUGUAUUUCUUUAUUUGGUCGCGUUUCUCCCUAGGAUUUUUAAUCCAAUCUUAUAUUACCUUGUCGUGCUACGUUGUAUGUAGCUUAAUUAGGAAACAAUUGUGAUCGUGAUGCUUAUAAUUCGCGCCAGGAUUUUGUUCAGAAGAUUUUUUUUUGUACAUUAGUAAUCAAUAUCUUCGGAAUCUUUGCAGGGAGUUCAUUGUUGAUCUAAUUGGGAAACCUGGAGAAUUGUGUGAGCCCGAUUCGUUGCUUAAUGGUCCUUCCUCCAUCUCAAUUUCGUCUCCCCUCCGUCCUCCUAACUCCAGAUCAACUGAAAUUACUGAGAAUUGGAGAUCAUUAGCACAGCAGUAUUUUUUAGAAUGCCAAUCGGUCAAUGGUCUCUUCACUCCCGAGGGUAAUCUUCGUUUUCUCUUUAUUCCCCCUCCCCUCCUCCUCCCCCCUAUUAUUAUGUUUUUAGUAUUUAUUUUGUAAUAGACCGUCAUAGUAAUGGAUUUUUCUUGUGAGUGACCUGGGCGUUCUUUUCUCAAACAAGAAGUUCAUCAUUCAUUUUGAAACUUUGAAACUUUGAAACCUCUUUUUCACUGUCUAAUUCAGAUUUUUCGUCAUUGAUAUAAUGCAGCUAAGCCUCUAAAACGAUGUAAAUGAGAAAAAUAAGGACAAAUUAUUGAAAGCUGGUUUUAGGUCCUAUGCAUCCUGAAAUGUCUUGCUCAUCAUCCACUUCAUUCUUGAGGUUUAAAUGCUCCAUUUCUUGAUUGUUUUUUUCUUCAGAUAAGGAUAAGGCUGAAUGAUAAUCUUCGUAGUCUUUAAUUAGGUGUAGUAACUAUGAUGUAAAAUUGAACAGUGUGACUUAUAUCUAUCAUUAAAACUGUGGAAGGGAGUAACAUUUUCAUGAUGAGCAGUAACGAAAGAAUCGAAUUCAAGAUCAACUGAAGGUUCACUUCCUCUGUAAGUCCAAGAGCCUUAUACGUAAUAGCCCAAGUUUCCCUCUGUUAAAAAAGCCUGUCAUUCUUCGUAAGCUUUCAUGUUGAGGAGAAUACGUACGUGGGAUUUACCGGAUCGUGACCGACUGGGAGAUUAAAUUCAUGAGUAAAUUCUUGCGGAUUAAAGUCUUUGCGUUAAGGGAUUAAACUGUUGGGUUAAGGGAUGUGGAUUUCGUUUUAAAAGUAUUUUUUUUGGGUUUCCACUUUCCAAAGGAAGUCCUUGGUUUCCAUCAUUAUUUUUUGGGGAUGAAGAUGCGGUAGAGAAGCACUCAUCUUGUGAAUUAUAUCAGGAUACGAAAAAGUCAUUUUGGUCCAUGAUAGAUAGUUUUGGGUCUGUUGGACCAUCGUAUUGUCUGUUUUUUUUUAUAUAAGAUUGAACAUAGUCAAAUAACUAUCUCUAUGAAAUGAAUUCCUUUUCAUACCCUUCUCUGGAUAUUUUGUUAUCCACGACAAACUAUGUGCUUUCUCUGACGAAGACCUUAGUAUGCAACAGUGGAUAAAUUUUUAUUUCCUAAUUUUCCUUGGCUAUUUUUAAACCCAUGAUGCUCGAUGUAUAUUUAAAAUGAAGAGAUAUUUACCUUACAUUUUCUGGUGUUGGAACACUUUGGUAGUUUGUUUUUAGGUGGGGGGGAAAGUAGAUUAAACAGCACAGUAUUUUGGUUAAUAGAGGCCCUGAAGCUUCACCGGCGAUUUCAAAAGUGCUGUCAGAUCCAGAGCCAUAUAUAGACUGAUUGGAAUCGUCUAUGACCUUUAAUUUUCGUGGGUUGUACAGGUUUGGUAAAGAAGAAACCAAGCUUAGAAUUGGCCAGAAUGGGUGGAAAUGUCAUUCACAAUUAACAACCCACAUUGUUGCCUCUGGGAUGGGCUGCCAUUAUUUUUACAUAAUGGGCUGCUGUAGGGAUCUCUCUUAACCAACACAAGCGUGUGUAGAAUUAACAGGAGAGGAAGAGGGAGAGGUGCUAGAAGGUCAAGUCGCAGUGGUGCUGCUUCUGGCGCUAAAGAGAGGUGCAAUUGCAUACACCAGAGUAUAGAGAUAAAGCAAUUAGGGGAGAAUGAGGGUAUAUGCUUACGUUGCUAUCACCAUUACUUGGACUCCUCCUUGUGGUGCUGUUUUCCUUCUCUUUCACCCUUCCCUUGUAUCUCUUGUUUCCCUCCUUUCAAUACGCCUACUCUUUUGUCUUCCCGUUCUCUUCCAUCUCCGUAUUCUUUCAUCAGCUUUUGUUUAGCCUACGAUGCUUGCUUACUCUUAUUUGCCACGCUUCAUUGCUGGAAUUUAGUUUCACUGGUCUUUUUCAUGGAUCUCGUUCGUUCUCAUUACGAAAAUUGAUUUGUACAGGGUUAGGAGCUGAUCAGACCAACACGGAUAAUGUUACCUUUUUCAAACCACCGGCAGUUUCCAUUCUUUUAACUUGAUAGUAUUAGUUGAGGAUUGAUUAUACAGAAAAACAUAGAGGUCAAGAGGAUCCGCAUAAAUCAAUACGUCGCAUACUGAGAAAAUUCUUUUUGAUUCGUUCGAUAUCCAGGCUAACAGAAUCUGGACCACAAUUAACAAGAGGAGGGCAAGAAAGUUUGUAGUUUUACUUCCUGUGGUUCUUGCAGGGGUUCAUAUUGCAACAUUGUAUGCAACAGCCUCGGGGUCACACAUCACAUAUCUAUGCGACACAAUUGAUAGAAUUAUAAUGUAAACAUAUAUUGGGACUUGUAAUAUUUCAUUUUUUUGUCUGCUAAUGUGUUCAUCAAGAUUAGAUGCUCUAAAUCUACAUACGUUCCUUUUAUGAUUACAGUCGAUAGUAAUAUUCUAGAAGAUGAGAAUUGCUCCAUCGCCAUCAAAGAAUUAUGGUAAAUAUGUGGGUGUGGACUGCAUGACCCCUAUAAUCAGUUGUGACAUUGAUUCCUCAGGCACAGGCCGGGCUUCCAAUCUGAAUCCUGGGUCAAGUGGCCGGGACGAAAAUUCCCGGAACUCAAAAGUGGAGAAUACUCGACAAGAUCUGCCAGGCUCGAAAUCAAUUGUUCAAGAGCUACCUCCCGUUCCAAGAACUAUGCCAAAGCAUGACAUAUUUGUUGAUGAUUUGAGCAUUCAAUGGAGCGAUCUCAUCCUAAAGGAGAGAAUUGGUGCAGGUACACCUGAAACUUCUUGAUGGAUUUUUCAUUGUCUUAAAAGGGUAAAAAAAAAUGCACACAGCACCUCAUGCCUUGCAAGUUUCAGGUUCUUUUGGCACUGUCCACCGUGCUGAUUGGAAUGGCUCGGUAUGUUUAUCAUCCGAUUAUCUAAUUUUUUAUGUACAUGAAUUUCUUCUGAUUUACGUCUAUGAAGUACGGUUUUGACAUACUUAUAGUUAUUAAAUUAGCAAUCUGUUUCCUGGGAAAGUUUCUGUCAUAGUUUGUUAUGCAUAGACUUAUUCCUUCUGAUCGACCUACAUGCAUAUCGUCCACUGUUUAUCUUGUCCUUGUUUUACAUUUCGUUUCAUUUCUCUAUCUAUUUCUUCGAAAGUUUUUAUCUCACCUUAUGAUGGUAUACUCAUAAAUUUAUUACAUACACGAGAAACCCGCUGGUGGGGUAUUUAUACAUCCUUUAAUUGUUGAAGAAUGGAGCACAACUAUUUCUUAUCUUCUGAAACAUUGUGAUGUAAUUAUUUCCAAAAAUUUAACUUGUAGGACGUUGCUGUGAAGAUCCUGAUGGAUCAAGAUUUUCAUCCCGAGCGGCUGAAGGAGUUUAGAAGAGAGGUAUGCCCCCUUUCGUCCGCGACAAUGAUUUCCCUUUGUCUGGUGUUUCAGGCGAUGGGGAGAUUUUUGGCCUCAGAUCUAUUUUAUUAUUUUCUUUAGGACAGUAAUUAGCAUUUAAUUCAUCUUAUCAGUCCUGUACACUUUGUCCAUGCUCUAAACUGAAACAAUCUGCUAAGCAUUGACAUUGAUUCAUGUGACGGGGAUGUUUUGGUUUCGAAAAGGUGGUCAUUGCUACGGAAAGUAGUACUAACAAUCACUGGUUUGAAUUCAUGGGAUUUGAUGCAAACCGUACAAGGAUAAACAGCCAGGAAAAAUAUAUUCUACUUCUCUAAUCAUAGAACAAUUGCUGGUUAUAUACAAUUACCCUGGCCGCAAAGAAAAGGAAACUACCUAGGUUAAGGAAACUGACCAACAGAAGCUAACUCCUAAUUAUACAUUUUUGCCAGUCUUGACAGUAGAAAGGCAGGAAGGGAGGUGGACUUGAAGGUAAGAUCAGAUCUAGCUGCUCUAUCCUUACUACUGAAUAGUGUUGACUUGGGCAGUUUUUUUUUUUUGGAGCUUUAUGGUUUAAGUAAGAAAUGAGAAACUUGAAACAGUGGAGAAUAAGAUGGUAAAGACGGAAGCAGGAAGAAGUAGGAGGAAAUGAUUGAAAAAAAGGGUUGAUACAGAAGUAGGUAGGAAAUCUGAGGAAUGAGGAGGUGAAAGAAAGGAGGUGAGAUUGAGUAAAGAACGGGUGCUUGGAAAAGAGAGUUGAAUAGGUUUUGUUUUUUUUUUUUUGGGUGGGAGGGGAGAAGCUGAUGUGUAUUUCGGUAAGGGUUGUGAUGCUAAUGGCAGCUGGUAUAGCAACCCGAAUAGCUUUUGCAGAGGCCGGACCCUGAAAUCCAGUUAUGAGAGGGGCUGCAGAAAUCAUCUCAUAAGUGACAGCAAAUGAUUUCCUGGAUAGGUGCUUGGAGUAGCAAUGAACGCUCAACUUCAUUCUGUAUUUCUUUCUCCUCUGAAAUGGCAAUUCCCGAUUCCUGGUGCGUUAAAAUAUACGACAAUAAAGCUAUAAGUUUUAGUCCAUAUACUUUGCACUGCAUGACCCGAACAUCCGAUGGCCGAGUUAUUAUAAUAUUUUACAUUUAUGGUUUAUUGCAACUAUAAUCAGAACAUCAGGUCCUUAUAGCCACGAUACUGACCCAUUUUGGCUUUCCUCUGCUAGAAUUUGUAAUUUCUUUUUUGUCUCACCAACAGUGUUUCAAUCAAGUUCUGAACUCAUUUACCUGCAUCGCGGCUGAGCUGAACUCUGCCUUAAUCAAUCGGUCAAACACUUCUGCUCCAAUAUUAGAUACUUUUCGUGUCGUAUUCCAAACCCACAUUUUUUUUCGAAUAUUCUCCGAGAUUGAUCCUUCCUAUGCGACCUCUUCCUAAUUAAUAAGCACUAACAGUGCCUCUGACAUCCCUUUAAGGAUUGGUUCAGAUCCUGUUAAAUAAGGUGCUCUUCUCAUUAAAUCAAUUACAUGUAGUCAUUUAAAGUUUGGCAAAUAAUCUCCUUUUCAGUUGUGGUCGAACAAAAAUAAUUCACUCUCCCCAGGAAAUAGGAAAGAGCCCAUUUCCAUAGAUUUCCUGAACAUUAAUUUUUCAAUCCAUUCGAGUCUUUUGGCGUGAUGGAUAUGCAUUUACUUUUUCAAAUCGUUUUUGUCUGGUGUAGGCUUCGUAACCGAGUGGUAAUUUAUAAGUAGACCUACAAGCCAGUCCAUCUCCUGUUGCAUUCCAUAAAAAUGUGAACAAUAAUUUCGUGUUUUUUCCUCCCCUGUAGGUCACGUUAUGAUGACUUCUAGGUUGUUAACGUGUUCUUGAUUGUUCAUAUAUAGGUCGCAAUAAUGAAAAGCCUUCGGCAUCCAAACAUUGUUCUUUACAUGGGUGCUGUCACUGAACCUUCAAAUCUUUCUAUUGUAACAGAAUAUUUAUCGAGGUAUUCUCCAUUGCUCGUUUUCUUUACGUGUUCAAUUUAUAUCUUCAGAGAAUUAACGCGCAAUUCCCGUUGUCCUUAUUUCUAAUAGUCUAAUUUGUGCAUCGAAUCACAGGGGUAGUCUAUAUAGACUCUUGCAUAGACCUGGUGCGCGAGAGAUGCUGGAUGAGAGGCGUCGACUAAACAUGGCAUACGAUGUGGUAUGCCUUUAUGAGCACAAAAUAGAAAGCUUGCAAAAUCUAUUGAUUUUCAUUUUUAGUUGAUAAUUUUCUGAAACUCUAUUUCGUAGAGGGAAAUUUUAUCCCAAAUCUGUAGAUCGACUUGAUUGCAUCUUCGUUAUACAGGCUAAAGGGAUGAAUUAUCUCCAUAUGCGCAGUCCUGCAAUCGUUCAUAGAGACCUGAAGUCUCCCAAUCUUUUAGUCGACAAAAAGUAUACUGUAAAAGUGAGAUCUUUGAACUUGAGCUUUACAGUAUUUACUUGAUUUUUGUUCUUACUCUCGCUGAUACACCGUUUUUUAACUCUAACUAUAUAUUCUUUCAUACGUUUUAAUUUUUUUAAUGCUUGUUGGCUUGUCUAUGAGAAUGAUCUGAGUUGGAAGGAAUCCAAUUAGUACCGUUCUAGUUUGAAUUUGCUUCCUGGUAGCCAACCAAAUCCUCUUCGUUGAAUCCCUCAUACAAACGCAAAACGAAAAUGGAGUUUUCUAAUCAAUAGAAAUAUUGAUCUCAUUCUUUUUGCCUCGUUUAUCUCUUUGUUCUCCUGGAGAGCUACAUUUUCAUGUAUAAAUGGUGAAAAAAGUUUAUUUUCCUUUAGACUUUUAGUUCUCAGUGGAAACGUGUGUUCUGCUCUUGGAAAAGAUAGCUUCUGCAACUAUUUUCCAUGCUAAUUGCUUGGUUCCAAUUCUCAACUAUUUCUCUUCUGAGCAUCCAGGUCUGUGAUUUUGGACUAUCACGUUUGAAGGCAAACACGUUCCUCUCUUCCAAGUCUGCAGCAGGAACUGUGAGUUGUUAUUAUAUCAUCCUUUUUCCCUCAUGUUCUGUUGCUUAAUCCUCCUACGACUGUCGAAGUUGACACAAUCGGUUUGGCUCUUGUGAUCAGCCUGAAUGGAUGGCACCCGAGGUUCUCCGUGAUGAGCCGUCAAAUGAGAAAUCUGACGUUUACAGCUUUGGCGUGAUACUGUGGGAGCUUAUGACAUUGCAGCAACCAUGGAGUAAUUUGAAUCCAGCGCAGGUCAGUAGUCAUCUAUCUCUCUCGAAGCUUACAUUCAGCAGAAUAGUGCACCGUGCUUAAUCGUGGUACCUUGUGUGUCUAGAAACGAGAUUAAUGUUAGAGCUUGGAAAACCCACCGCCGCAUUUGAACCCAAAAUUCAAACCAAGUCUCAUUUCCGUCGACUUGGGUACAGGAGCAAUCACCAAUUGCUUUGGUGAUUGCCGCUAUGGCAACUGUGUACUUUCAUGCUGAUCAUGAAAUAGAAGUUUGUAUUAGAGGAAUCGGGCAUUCAGCUGUUUCACCUGGGCUGAUCACGUCGAGCUGUUAUCUUGCUUGCAGGUGGUUGCUGCCGUUGGCUUCAAGAACCUUCGGCUCGAGAUUCCCAGCGAGAUGAAUCCUCACGUCGCCCGCAUAAUCGAGUCUUGUUGGGCCAAGUAUGCGGAUCUGCCGUUCCUGUUCUUCUGCCUUCAUUCUCUAUGCUCUGAUAUUUUUCUUGUUGUCAUAUUUGCUUUCCAUCUGGAUCCCCAGUGACCCGUGGAAACGCCCAUCAUUUAAGAGCAUCAAGGGAUCUUUGGACCCGUUGAUUAAGCCUCCAGCUCUGCAUCCCCAGUUGGGCACCGACAAUCAUCCUAUUUAG
Spirodela intermedia is the source of this 10326-nucleotide messenger RNA. Lineage: Eukaryota; Viridiplantae; Streptophyta; Magnoliopsida; Alismatales; Araceae. The record is from the annotation of a GenBank genome assembly.